This is a messenger RNA of Contarinia nasturtii (swede midge), 627 nucleotides long. Its product is annotated as galectin-9-like. The record is from RefSeq and is a predicted model, not a curated record. Gene Ontology annotation, molecular function: galactoside binding; carbohydrate binding. The coding region runs from base 55 to 534 and encodes 159 amino acids. NCBI's taxonomy places the organism in Eukaryota, Metazoa, Arthropoda, Insecta, Diptera, Cecidomyiidae. The transcript is spliced from 5 exons.
AUUUAAAAUUGUUUGCUGUUUCACUCAAAUACAAGUGUAUAAAAAAAUUAUCAAAUGUCAUCAAUACAACUUAUUAUCAAUCCAGAUCUUCCAUUGGUGCACUCAAUUUCAGGAGAACUUCGCCAUGGAACCAUGUUUGAAAUCAACGGUCAAAUGCUUAAUAGAGAUAGGUUCUAUGUAGAAUUUAUUAACGGUUCGUGCAAACCUUUUCACCUAAGUGUACAACCUUCCGAAAGUGUAAUCGUUCGAAACCAUCAAGCAGAUAAAGCAUGCUUCGAAUCGAAAGAUGAAGAACGCGAUGGUGGGUGUCCAAUUAAAUAUGGUGCACCAUUUAGAAUGGCCAUUGUGGUUGAAGAGAACAAGUAUCAGGUUUCCAUAAAUAAUGUGCAUUUUUGUGAGUUCAAACACCGCCUUCCAUUUGCAACGGCGAAAUUUUUCCACAUCAAGGGCAUGGUAAAAAUUCACUAUAUCAAAAUUGAAAAUGAUCAUCGUACACGGUCCACAUCACUUUCAGAACUUUUAGCACAUUUAUAAUAUGCCACCAAACCAAAAUUAACCGAUGUUACGAUGUUGCAAGAAAAAAAUGCCAAAUUGUGUAUCAAUGAAACCAUUUAGAUAUAUUCCAAU